Messenger RNA from Schistosoma turkestanicum, 420 nucleotides. The record is from the annotation of a GenBank genome assembly. NCBI's taxonomy places the organism in Eukaryota, Metazoa, Platyhelminthes, Trematoda, Strigeidida, Schistosomatidae.
GAAAUGGGUAAUGAAACUAGUCAAACAUCAGGAGGACAGGAGAAUGUGACUAGUACUGAUGACACUAGUCACAAACGUAGUCAAUCAUUACAACGUGAUUUGGCUUUUUAUCAUGUACAAAAUUCAUCUGAUACCGGAUUAGGCUUAUCAUCAAAUUCAAUGAAAAGUCAAUCACAAAGUUGUUUACGUGAAAUGUAUGAAUUAAAUGAUUACAGCCAAGACAGACCAAGUCCAAAAUUACCUGUAGAUACUACAUCAACCACUGGAAUAGCUUUACUUAAAACUGUACAAAUGGAAUUGACUGAUGAAGAAAAAGAACGUAUACAACAAGUGUUAGCUAGAGCACGUCUUGUAGAAAUGAAAGAAGAUGAACGUGUAAUUUGCUUGAUUUCUGAAAAAUUGCAUGUCAAUUAUACAUAA